CACUGGCCCAAUCACUUUCGGCCCCUCCGUUAGUGCUGCAUGUUGUCAUCGGCCGUGAUUUGCUCGCUUUUAUAUGCUUCGCCCGGUCGCCUUCUGCUGCCUUAGUUCCUCGGCGUGGCUUUCUCUCGUUGCCUUGUUUGUUAUAAAGUUUCCACGCGACGCUCUUUUCUGCCCUCAGACAUUCUUUACUUGCUACUACUACACGUACAUUCGCUCAUCCAUCCACCACCACCAUGUUGUUUCGCCUUGCUCUGUGCAUCAGCACGGCGGCCGCUGCAGCUCUGCCAGCUGGUCAGCUGCACGUCACCGCCGACUCGCAUCAGAUCAACCUCCCCGCCGUCCCUUGCGCUUUCUCCGACUCCAGCUGCUCCGAGACUCUCGAUCCCAUCUCCCAUCUGACCAUCGACUUUUCCACCCAAAAUGGCACCCUCCUGGCCAACAGACAAUCCAUCUUUCCGGCUUCCGUCCCGAUGCAAUUCACCGCAAACCGCAAGUGGGAAUCGUUCAUUCAGCCCGUCGAGGUGGCCUACUCGUUAGACGUCCGACCUCUCCCCAUUCGUCCAGGUGCCGAUCUGGGCGAGAUCUACUACAUGAAACUCCGUCUCUUUGACCAGCACGGUCGCCCUGCCACGCAGAACACAGUUGCCAUCAGCCUGCUGAGCGAUGCCCACGGUAACCUGCAGUUGGCCAUGAUCGACCCCAAUGGUAGCCGCGAGUAUGGACACGGAAACCGCAUUUGGCAGAUGAAGGCUUGGAAACAACAGCUCGAAUCCUACUAUGACACCGCGAAGGAAGCCGUCAAGAACUGCAUCAAGCCGGGACAUUCGAAGACUGAACAGCACCAGCACGAGCACGAACACGAACACAAGCAACCCCACGCAGACUCCCACGACCACCGUCAUCCUUCCACCAAAUACCCCCCCGUCUCCAAGACCGGCCAGACUGGGUUCUUCUGGGCUGGACGCGAGCAGAGCAUCAUGAAGAUUGCCCGUCCGGUCAUCCUUCCCGCCCUCAUGGGCAUCCUGGCGGGUGGAAUUGCCUGCGUCCUUGGAUUCCUGCUGGGACGUCUCGUCAUUUCCAUCUACCUCUGCACGGUGCGCCGCUAUGAGCGGGAAAUUCCCAUCAUUCAAAUCGAAGACGGCGAGCCCAUUUCCGAAAAGGCCGCCCUUCUGGAACAUUACAGCGAUCAGGAACCUGACGCUCCCCACUCUUUCCAAUGAUUUAUUCCUUCCUUCUCACGCACUCAACGUGAUCACCUUUCCUUACUUUGUAUUUAUGAUAUCCCAUGUAGCAUAGCAUACCCGUGACCGUCACACGAAUGGAAUGAUCCAAGUCCCGACUAUAAACCACUUUACUACUCCUUUACCUCAAUAAGGCCGGCUGGCCCAAUGGUAAGGCGCUUGACUACGGAUCAAGAGAUUGCAGGUUCGAGUCCUGCGUCGGUCAAUUUUUUGAUCCCAUCCAUCGUGGGAUAUUCAUGAGUAAUUUUUUUUUCUCCCAUCUUGCGGUCCGGCUCCACUUGACGGUGUUCUUCCGAGGCCACAAACCGAUCGGAAUCACGGGAUCACGGGAUCACGGACACGAUCGGCAUUUGCUAGUUGGCACUAGUUGUUUACAUAUUAAAGUCAAAUAUUAGAUUUCCGGG
Messenger RNA from Aspergillus ibericus CBS 121593, 1645 nucleotides. RefSeq lists its product as uncharacterized. The transcript has 2 exons. The coding region runs from base 234 to 1220 and encodes 328 amino acids. The record is from RefSeq and is a predicted model, not a curated record. Lineage: Eukaryota; Fungi; Ascomycota; Eurotiomycetes; Eurotiales; Aspergillaceae.